Messenger RNA from Orcinus orca (killer whale), 26730 nucleotides. It is a transcript of the gene ZNF483, whose product is annotated as zinc finger protein 483. The record is from RefSeq and is a predicted model, not a curated record. Lineage: Eukaryota; Metazoa; Chordata; Mammalia; Artiodactyla; Delphinidae. The transcript has 6 exons. Gene Ontology annotation, biological process: regulation of DNA-templated transcription. Bases 235 to 2505 code for a protein of 756 amino acids.
GUGGGGCUUGCGCGCGCAGCUCCUGCAGGACCAGUUUCUAGAAGCUUGUUGCAGUGGCGUGGGUCAUGGCUGCGGGUCCUGACGCAGUUUCUGCAAGACCAUAACGUGGAUCCUUGGAACACUUGAUAUUUUGCUGGAGAGUGCCUUUUGGUGGCCUGUGUUGACACUCAAAGUCUAAAGGGGACUGAAUUCCUCCUGGUGAUACACAUUGCAAGCCGGAGUAGCCUGAACGAGAUGACAGCCAUCUCCCCAGAUCCUGACACUUUGGUCUCAAGUGAACAGAACAAGGUGCUAAGAAUGGAGACCCCUGGGGAUCAAGAAGCUCUCCUAAGAGGAGACACUGCUGACCCAGAGUUUUUCAGACAGAGGUUCAGGUGGUUUUGUUACUCCGAAGAGGCUGGACCCAGAAAAGCCCUGAAUCAACUGUGGGAGCUCUGCAUUCAGUGGCUGAGACCAGACAUCCACACGAAACAACAGAUUCUCGAGCUUUUGGUGUUUGAGCAAUUCCUGACCGUUUUGCCAGGGGAGAUUAAGAUUUGGGUCAGGUCACAACAUCCUGAGAGUAGCGAGGAAGUGGUGACCCUAGUGGAGGAGUUGACCCAAGUGCUUGAAGAAAAGGAAGAUAUGAUCUCUCAAGAUUCUGUUAUUUCCCAAGAGGAGAACCCUGAAGAAGAUAAAACAGUUUCUGUUCCUCCAAAUACUGAGUCCCAGGAAUCCAUGACACUCAAGGAUGUAGCUGUGACCUUUUCCAGAGGAGAGUGGAGGGCACUGGAGCCUUCUCAGAAGGAGAUAUAUAAGGAAGUGCUGCUGGAGAACUAUAGGAACCUAGAAUUUCUGGGCUUUCCAGUUUCCAAGUUAGAUUUGGUUUCCCAGCUAAAGUGGGCUGGACUACCACGGCUGCUGCAAAAACAAGCCUCAAGAGGCUCCAGACCAGAGUGUGAACUUAGCGGUGAAUUGAAGGAAUCUGGCGGAAAUCAAGAUGUUCUUAUGGAAGAAUCGACUUUAGAUAAAAUAAUAGAAAGGUAUCUAAUGAGUGGUGAUUGUGACUUGACAGGAGAAUCCUGGAAACAUUAUGGCAGACUAGAGGAGUGUCGUAGUGAUAGGGAACAUUCACAAGUAGCAAUCACACAAAAGAAAACUCAUGGGAGAGGCAAUAAGGGUGAGGAAUUUGACUCAGAAAAGAGCCCUUUUGGAAAUAACUUCAAACCACCUUCAGACCUAAUUAAACAUCUCAGAGUCUACUUAAGGAAGAAAUCUCGGAGGUAUAACGAAGGCAAGAAACCCUUCAGUUUUCAUUCAGACCUUGUCCCAAACCGCAAGGAACACAGUGGAGAAAAACCACGAAAAUGUAAUGAAGGCAGGAAAGCCUUAAGUCACUCUUCAUCUCUGACUGAACAUCAGAAACAUCAGAAAAUCCAUUUGGGGGAAAAGUCCCAGAAGUGCAGUAACUGUGGGGUAGCCUUUACUCAAAACUCAUCCCUUAGUAAGAGAAAAAACUCCUCUGCAUGCGAAAAAUGUUGGAAAGAUUUAGGUCAAGAUGCAGCUGUAGAUAAAGACGAGGGAACUGAGACUGGAGAAAAAACCCAUAAAUGCAGCAAAUGUGGAAAAGCCUUUGGCUAUAGCGCCUCACUGACCAAACAUAGGAGAAUUCACACUGGGGAGAAACCCUAUAUGUGCAAUGAGUGUGGAAAAGCCUUCAGUGACAGCUCAUCACUCACACCACACCACCGAACCCACAGUGGAGAAAAGCCCUUUAAGUGUGAUGAUUGUGGAAAAUCUUUCACCCUGAGUGCCCACCUCAUUAAACAUCAGAGAGUUCACACUGGAGAGAAACCCUAUAAAUGUAAAGAAUGUGGGAGGCCCUUCAGUGACAGUUCAUCUCUUAUUCAGCAUCAGCGAAUUCAUACUGGAGAAAAACCCUACACGUGUAACAACUGUGGAAAAUCCUUCAGUCAUAGCUCAUCCCUUUCCAAACAUCAGAGAAUUCAUACCGGAGAGAAACCCUAUAAGUGUGGUGAGUGCGGGAAAGCCUUCAGACAGAAUUCUUGCCUUACCCGACAUCAGAGGAUUCAUACUGGAGAAAAGCCGUAUUUGUGUAAUGAUUGCGGGAUGACUUUUAGCCAUUUUACGUCUGUGAUUUAUCAUCAGAGACUUCAUUCAGGAGAAAAACCUUACAAGUGUACCCAGUGUGAGAAAGCCUUCCCUACCCAUUCGCUCCUUAGCCGUCAUCAGAGAAUUCAUACGGGCGUAAAGCCUUAUAAAUGUAAGGACUGUGGGAAAUCCUUCAGUCAGAGUUCAUCUCUUAACGAACAUCAUCGAAUUCAUACUGGAGAGAAACCCUAUGAAUGUAACUACUGUGGAGCAACCUUUAGUCGAAGCUCAAUCCUUGUAGAACACCUGAAAAUUCAUACCGGAAGGAGAGAAUACGAAUGCAACGAAUGCGAGAAGACAUUCAAAAGUAAUUCUGGCCUCAUCAGGCAUCGGGGAUUUCAUUCUGCAGAGUAAUUCUUGGAAAUAUAGUAAGGUGGGGGGUGGGAUUUAGUCACAGUUGUCCCUUAUCAAAAAUCUGGGGUGUAAACUACCACAACAUUGAUUACUAGGAAAUUUAGUCACAAUUGUCCCUUAUUAAAAACCGGGGGUGUAAACUACCACAGCAUUGGUUAGUAGGAAAUUUAGUCACAUUAGUCCCUCAUUAAAAACCUGGGGUGUAAACUGGUGCAGCAUUGAUUAGUAGCUGCAACUUUGAUGGGUUGGCAGCUAGGAAAAAGAUACUUUUUGUAAUUCACCCCUCUUUGCAAGGAUGUCACCUUUCAGUAGAUAGUGAUUCAGGUUGGUUAAGUCACAUGAAAAGAGAAGAAAGUAGUAUGAGAUGGGAAAUUCUGAAAAGCCAAAUGUGAAUUUAAAAAGCAGGAGAGGGGUGCACAGGGCCCAUCUUACUAACCUCCUCAGAUUUGCUUCUCUCCUAGCUUCCAAUUUCACUACCAUGUAGUUUUAUAGAAAGAGGACCUGACUGUAGUCAGGUAAUCUGGGUUCUGUCCCAGUUUGCUGACCGACUUCCUGUAUAACCUUGGAGAAAUCAUUUGACCUUUCUGAAUUUUAGUUUCUUUACUGGUAAAGUGAAGGGGUGGGACUAAUGAUUUCUGAGGUUUCUUUCUUUGGUACUUCUUGUACCUUCUGAAGCUGUGGGAAUAAGUUAAACAUUUUUGAUUCUUUGGCAUUUUCAAGUUUCCCUAGUAGAAAAUAACUCAUUUAAGCUACUGAACUUCUGGCUUAGUGACAACACAGUAUGCUUUUUGAAUACUUGAUGCCAGAAUUGCUUAAAUGCUGUGCACAGAAACAAGUCAAUAGAGCUCAAACAAGUUUGCCUUCAGGGAAUGUUUUGAUUGGACAAAGCACCCCAACCUGUUUUUCCUCUAGACUUUGGCCGUGGGAAUUGGGAAUCUCUGUGGCAUGCUCCUGGGCUGUCUCAGCCAUGAGAGUAACAGUCCUAGAAAAUAGGUGAGGGGUUGGGGGGGGUAAACGGGUACUGAAAACAGCUAUUUUGGAUGAAUUGUCUUUUGCAAAAUAGAAUUCUAUUUUUUAAAAAGUUUGCCUAUACUAAGUACAGCUUCUUGUAAUCUAAGUGCAAACAUUCUGUAUGGCAAAGGUCACAAGCUAAGAUUGGGCCCUUUUACGUGUUUUAGUUGGCUUGUAUGGUAAGGUGGUUGUGUGUGUGUGUGUAUGUGUGUAAUUAGUUGUCAUCAUUUAAAAAUUAGGAAAUUUCAUACCCACCCAAAAAGAGUCUUGUUUUGAAAAAUUAUAAGGGCUGACAGUACUGGGCCCAUAUUUCAGUGGGGGCAGUCAGCUGGUUUCGGGUGUCAGCUUUUUUCAGGUAGCAGCUGCUACCAUUAGAUGGGGAAUCUAUUCUCGUACUUGCAAAGUUAUCUCAUUUAUGUAGCUUGACUUGCCCACCAUAGGAAACUGACAUUAUGAUCCCCUACCAUCUGGAGAAUACAUAUCCUAAAAUCUAAAGGGACUCCACUGAUAAUAAAAUUCAAGAAAAUAAUGUAGAAAUGAUACAGAAUAAAUUUUCAGUUAAGUUUUCUGUUAUGAAAUUAGACCUCACAGGAAUAGACUAUACAGAUGUUAGUGGGUUGUGUCUUAUGAAUGUCGGUGGAGUCUGAAUAAUAAUUUCUAACUGUGAGAAAGGAACUGAAAACCCUGGGUCAGUUAGGUUUGGGUCUCAGGUCAUAGGGUUCUAGAGGAGCCCCACUGACUCAGCAGUGGUGCAAAGUUCCUAAAGUUGAAAUUUGAGGCAGCUCUUAUAGAAAGAGAACGAAACGGGUAAACUUUCGGCUUCUGGAAGUGAAGAGAUGCUUAAUGCUCAUCUGAGAUUCAGCAAUAUUUGCUGUGAUUUAAUGGGUUUAGUUCGCAAUGCUACUUCUGGAUGAUGUUUUUGGCUUCUUCCUUGUGCACCACCCCACAGUAGUUCAGGUGUUGCUGUGGGAUAAAUUAGUCUAGUUAUUGCUAAGUGGACCAGCCGGAGACAUUCUAGUCAUGAAAGGAAUAUGCCUUAUCAGAAUUAUUCACCCUGGCUUAGGUUUUUUCCUGAAAGGAUAGAAACCUUGGUAUUUUUUCUGGAAAGAUAUAAUCUAUAGAGAGAAUUAAAUACGUAAAAAUCUUGAGAAGAGGCUUGUUCCAGGAUGUUUACUUGUUACAUACUCCAGCAUUCACAAGAGGAAGUUUUAUAUAAAUACCAGUUGGGAAUCUGGAACAUAACCCCCCCCCCUUUUUCUUUACUGUGUUAUUGAGGUAUAAAUUAUACAUUGUAAAAGUCAUUAAAAUGUAUAAUUCAGUGAGUUUUAGCCAACUCACUGAAUUGUACAGUUGGCGCCACAAUCUGAUUUUAGAAUAUUUUAUCAUCUUGAUAAGAUCCCUCACACCCAUUUAGAGUAAUCCCAUCCCCGCCCUGAUCCUAGGCAACCAUUAAUCAGUCUACUCUGUCUCCUUACGGUUGCUAUUUCUGGACAUUUUAUUUAAAUGUAAACAUAUGUGGUUGUCUUCAGUUUUUCAUUAACUUGUUUCUGAGUUCAUCCAUGUGGUUUUCUGAAUUCAUCUGUGAGGUAGCAUAUUGGUACUUUAAUCCUUUUUAUUGUCAAAUAUUAUCUGAUUGUAUGGAUGUGCCAUAUUUUGUCCAUUCACCAGUUGAAGGACAUUUGGGUUGUUUCCAUUUUCUGGCUGUGAAAAAUAAUGCUGCUUUGAACAUUAGCGUGCAAGUCUUUGUGUGGACAUAAUGUUUUCAUUUUUCUUAGAUGCCUGAGUGGAGUUGCUGGGUUAUAUGGUGAAUUUUAGUUCAACUUUUUAAGACGUUGCCAAGUUGUUUUCCAAAGUGACUAUGUCAUUUUACAUUCUGAACUUGAGUGUUUGAGGGUUCCUGAUGAAAUUACAUCCUCACCAACCCUCGUUAUUGUUUGUAUUUUUUAUUAUAGCUAACCUAGUGAUUGAAGUGGUAUCUCUUUGUGGUUAAUGAUAUUGAGAAUCUUUUCAUGUGUUCUUUAGCUAUUGAUGUACCUCCUUUGGUGAAAUGUGUUGUCCACACGUUAUUUUUAUUAUUAACUUGCAGUUCUUUUUAUUCUACCUAUAAGUCCUUUAUCCAGUAUGAACUUUCUAAAUACCAUGUACUAGCCACAGAAGACAACCUCAAAUCCUGCUGUACAAUAUUCAUCAAAAGUUUGGUUUCAGUAACUGCUUACAUAAAAUUGCCUAAAGGAUAUUUAGCCUGGCCUAUUAUCUAAAUAUUUAAAUUCAUUUUUGGGGUUAUAUCAGACCAUCAAAAGGUUUUAUACUUCUUUGGAUUCCUUAUAAAAUUGCUUUUAUUAAGCUGUUUUACUUUAAGCUCUUUAUCUAUGACACAUUUUACUUGAAAAUGAAGAACUUGCAUUUAAAAAUGUUUCCACUUAAUGAGUUUCUAUUGAAGAAAUUUCUUUUCGGUCUCAGGACAAGACAAGGCUUCUCCUGUGAGUUAAUUCACUUUUAUUUACUUAUUUUAGAGUUCAUUUUAAAAUUUAUUUUUUAUUUAUUUUUGGCUGCAUUGGGUCUUUGUUGCUGCGUGUGGGCUUUCUCUAGUUGUGGCGAGCAGGGGCUACUCUUCUUUGUAGUGCACGGGCUUCUCAUUGUGGUGGCUUCUCUUGCUGCAGAGCACGGGCUCUAGGCACACGGGCUUCAGUAGUUGUGGCUUGCAGGCUCUAGAGCACAGGCUCAGUAGUUGUAUCGCACGGGCUUAGUUGCUCUGCAGCAUGUGGGAUCUUCCCGGACCAGGGCUCGAACCUGUGUCCCCUGUGUUGACGGGUGGAUUCUUAACCACUCUGCCACCAGGGAAGUCCCUAGAGUUCUUUUUUAAUGUGGUAGAAUAUACAUAACAUAAAAUUGACCAUUUUAAUUCUUUUUGGGUGUACACUUCAGUAGCAUUAAGUACAUUCACGUUGUGCAAUCAUUCCCACUAUUCAUCUCCAGAACUUUUUUUUUUGGCCACACCACGUGGCAUGCGGGAUCUUAGUUCCCUGACCAGGGAUCGAACCCAUGGCCCCUGCAGUGGAAGAAUGGAGUCUUAACCACUGGACCGCCAGGGAAGUCCCUCCAGAACUUUUCCAUCAUCCCUAAUUGAAACUUAGUCGUUAACCAUUAACUCCCCAUUCUCUCCUCCCCCAAGCCCCUGGUAACCACUGUUUAACUUUUUUUUCAUUUGUCUAUGACUUUGACUAUUUUAGGCACUUCGUAUAAAUGGAAUCAUUCAGUACUUGUCCUUUUGUGUCUGGCUUGUUUGACUUAGCAUGGUGUUUUUAAGGUUCAUGUUGUAUCGUGUCAGAAUUUCAUUUUUUUUCAUUAUUUUAACGCUGAGUAAUAUUUUGUUGUAAGUAUAUAUCACAUGAUUUGUGCAUUCAUUUUUCAAUGGGCGUUUAGGUUAUUGCCAUCAUUUUGGCUCUUGUUAAUAACACUGCUAUGAACAGUGGUGUGCAAAUACUGUUUGAGUCCCUGUGUUCAGUUCUUUGAGAUACAUACCUAGAAGUGGAAUUGCUGGAUGCCCUCAAGGUUCAUCCAUGUCAUGGCGUACAACAGGAUUUCCUUCUUUUUAAAGGAUGAAUAAUAUUCUGUUGUAUGUAGAUACCACAUUUUCUUUAUCCAUUCAUCCAUCAAUACACAUUUAGGUUGCUUCUAUCUUGGCUAUUGUGAAAAAUGCUGCAGUGAACAUGGGUUUGCAAAUAUAUCUUCGAGAUCUAUUUUCAGUCUUCUGUGUAUAUACUCAGAAGCGAGAUUGCUGAAUCAUGAUAAUUCUAUUUUUAAUUUUGUAAGGAACUUCCAUGCUAUUUUCUACUGCAGCUGCACCCAUUUCACAUUCCUACCAGCAGUGCUCAAAGGGUUCCGGUUUCUCCACAUCCUUGCAACUCUUAACUAUUUUCUGUGUUUUGAUAGUGGCCAUCCUAACGGGUAUGAAAUAAUAUCUUGUGGUUUUGCUUUGCAUUCCCCUGAUGAUUAGUGAUGUUGAACAUUUUUUCAUAUACUCAUUAGACAUUUCUAUGCCUUCUCUAGAGACAUGUCUGUUCAAGUCUUUUGUCUCUUCUUUUAAUGAAAAAUUACAUUUCUUAUUCCAUUCCUUUUCACUGCUUUGAUUUUCUUUGCUAUGUAGAAGUUUUUGUGUUUGAUGUAGUCCUAUUUGCCUUUUUUUGCUUUGUUUUGCUUGUGUUUUUGGUGUCAGACAAGAAAUCAUUGCCAGAUCCUAUGUCAUGAAGUUUUCCUCCUAUAUUUUUUUUCAGGAGUUUUAUCGCUUCAGGUCUUAAUAUUUAGGUCUUUAAUCCAUUUUGAGUUAAUUGUUGUGUGUGGUAUAAGGGUCCAUCUUCAUUCUUUUGUCUGUGGGCGUCAAGUUUUCCACGUACCGUUUGUUGAGGAGAUUAUCCUUUCCACAUUGUGUAGUCUUUGUACCCUUGUUGAAAAUCAUUUGGCCAUAUGCACUGGUGUGUUUCUGGGUUCUCUGUUCCAUUGGUCUGUAUGUCUUUAUGCCAGUACCAUGCUGUUUUAAUUACUGUAGCUUUGUAGUAUGUUUUGAAAUCAGGACAUGUGAGGCCUCCAGCGUUUUUCUUCUUUCUUGAGAUUGUUUUGGCUAUUUGGGGUCCUUUAAGAUUCCAUAUGAGUUUGGGGAUGGUUGAUUGUGUUUCUGCGAAAGACCACUUGGGGUAGUAUAAAUAUUUUAACAAUAUUAAGUUUUCAAGUCCGUAAACAUGGGAUGUCUUUCCAUUCAUUUGUGUCAACUUUUCUUUCAGCAGUGUUUUGUAGUUUCCAGUGUACAAGUUUUUUAUUUCUUUGGUUAAGUUUAUUCCUAAGUAAUUUAUUCUUUUUGAUGAUAGUGUAAAUACAAUUGUUUUCUUAAUUUCCUUUCUGGAUCAUUCACUGUUAGGGUUUAGAAAUGCAACUGAUUUUUGAAUUUUGAUUUUAUAUUGUGUAACUUUGCUGUAUUUGCUUAUUAGUUCAACAGUUUUUUUUGUGUGUGUGUAUGUGUGUGUGUAAUGUUUAGGGUUUUCAACACAUAAGAUCAUGUCAUCUGUGAAAAGAGAUAAUAUUACUUCUUUCUUCCUAAGUUGGAUGGCUUUUAAUUCAUUAUCUUGUGUGAUUGCUCUGGCUAGGACCCAAGUACUGUGUUGAAUAGAAGUGACUAAAGUGGGUAUCCUUGUCUUAUUCUUGAUAUUGGAGGAAAAGGUUUCAGUUUUUCACUGUUGAGUAUGAUGUUAGCUGUGAUCUUUUCAUUAAUGAACUUUAUUAUGAUAAACAGAUUUGCUAGAUAUAGAAUCCUCAGCCAACAGUUUUUUUUCUUUAUGCACUUUGAAUAAAUCAACCCACAGACUUCUGGUCUCCAAGGUCUCUGAGAAGAAAUAAGAUAGUUUCAUUGAGAAUCCCUUCUAUAUGAUGAGUUACUUCCUCUUGUUGCUUUCAAGGUUCUUUGUCUUUGGAUUUUGACAAUUUGAUUAUAGUUUGUCUAGAUUUGUGUAUCUUUGUGUUUACAGGCAUACCUUGGAUAUAUUGUGGGUUUACUUCCAGACCGCUGCAGUAAAACAAAUGUUGCCUAAAUUGGGUCGCACAAAUUUUUUGGUUUCCCAGUGCAUAUAAAAGUUAUGUUCAGGGCUUCCCUGGUGGCACAGUGGUUGAGAGUCCGCCUUCCGAUGCAGGGGACAUGGGUUCGUGCCCCAGUCCGGGAAGAUCCCACAUGCCGCGGAGCGGCUGCGCCCGUGAGCCAUGGCCACUGAGCCUGCGCAUCCGGAGCCUGUUGCUCCACAAUGGGAGAGGCCACAACAGUGAGAGGCCCGCGUACCACAAAAAAAGAAAAGUUAUGUUCACACUCUACUGUAAUCUGUUAAUUGUGCAAUACCAUUAUGUCUAAAAAACCGAUAUGCAUACCUUAAUUAAAAAAUAGUUUAUUGCUAGAAAAAAUGCAUCUGAGCCUUUAGCAAGUCACAGUCCUUUUGCUGGUGGAGGGUCUUGCCUCAUUGAUGGCUGCUGACUGAUCAGGGUGGUGGUUGCUGAGUUGGGGUGGCUGGGGCAAUUUCUUAAAAUGAGACAACAUUGAAGUUUGCUGUAUUGGUUGACUCUUCUUUUCAUGAACAAUUUCUCAGUAGCUCUCAGUGCUGUUUGAUAACAUUUUACUCACACCAGAACUUCUUUCAAAAUUGGAGGGACUUCCCUGUUGGCGCAGAGGUUAAGAAUCGGCCUGCCAAGGCAGGGGAUGCGGGUUCGAGCCCUGGUCCGGGAGGAUCCCACAUGCCACGGAGCAACUAAGCCCGUGUGCCACAACUACUGAGCCCGCUCGCCUAGAGUCCGUGCUCCACAACAAGGGAAGCCACUGCAAUGAGAAGCCUGCACACCACAACGAAGAGUAGCCCCCGCUUGCCGCAACUAGAGAAAGCCCGUGCACAGCAACAAAGACUCAACACAGCCCAUAAUAAAUAAAUAAAUAAUAAAAAAAUUUGGAAUCAGUUCUUUCAAACCCUGCUGCUGCUUUAGCCAAGUAAGUUUAUGUAUGUAAUAUUCUAAAUCCUUUGUUGUCAUUUCAGCGUUCUUCACCAGGAAUAGAUUCCAUCUCAAGAAACCACUUUUUUUGCUCAUCCAUAAGAAGCAUUCCUCAUUCCUUAAAAAUUUUAUUAUGAAAUUGCAGCAAUUGAGUCAUAUCUUUAAGCUCCACUUGUAAUUCUAGUUCUCUUGCUAUUUCCACCACACCUGCAGUUACUUCCUCCACUCAAGUCUCAAACCCCUCAAAGUCACCCAUGAGGGUUGAAAUCAACUUCUUCCAAACUCUUGUUCAUGUUGGUAUUUUGACCUUGUCCCAUGAAUCACGAAUGUUCUUAGUGGCGUCUAGAAUGGUGAAUCCUUUCCAGAAGGUUUCAAUUCACUGUACCCGGAUCCAUCAGAAGCACCCAUCUCCAUCAAGUCAUCUUUUCUUUCUGUUAGCUCUUAAGUUUCUCCAGGAUCCUGUUUUGAAACCCUUCACCCCCCCACUUUUUUGCCAUAUCCACAAUCUCUUUAAUCAUUUCCUUGGUUGGCUCUGUUGUAAGUUCCAUGGAGUCAUGCACAUCUGGACACAGUUUUCUCCGGCAGGAAUUUAUUGUUUCAGGCUUGAUGGCUUUCUUGGCUUUUUCUUUUAACAACGAUGGUGUCUUUAAUGAUGUAAUCCUUUCAGACUGUAAUGAUGUCCUCUCUAAGUUCUCUUCCAUAGCACUGACAGUCCUUUCCGUAGAGUACCAUGUGGAAUGAGCCUUAAAGGUCCUAUGACCCCCUGCUGCAGGGGCUGAAUUAGAGAUGUUAUGUUGGGGACAAGUAGAUCACUUUGACUCCUUAAUUGUUGAACUCAUGGGGUUCUGGGUGUCCAGGGGCAUUGUCCAAUAUCAAAAGGACUUUAAAAGGCGGCCCCUUGUUGGCAGGUUACUUCUGACUUCAGGGACAAAGCACUGAUGGAACCAGUGCAGAAAGUGUUCUUUCCCGGCUGGUGUUUCUCUUUUCCCUUCAAGGUUCCGUGUCAGCAGCUUCAUAGUUGAGGGCAGCCCUGAUCAUAAACUCCACUGCAUUUGCACAAAACAGAGUCAUCCCGUCCCUUCCUGCCUUAAAUCCUGGUGCUUGCUUCUUGUUGUUACUAAUAAAUGUCCUUUGUGGCAUUUUUCCCCAUAAUACGGCACUUAAACAUCUGCAUUAAAAACCUGUUUAGGCAGAUAUUCUUUCUCAACAAUUUUCUUAGUGGCAUCUGGGGAAGUCUGCUGCCUCUUGGUCGGAAGAAGCUAUUUCUGCUGUUAUCUUGACAUUUUUUUAGGUCAAACCUCUUUCUAAAAUUAUCAAACCAUCCUUUGCAGGUAUUAAACUCUCCAUCUUUCCAUCUUUCAACUUUAAGUUGUCACCUAAUGACUUUGCUUUUUCUUGAAUCAUUGAAGUCUAUAGAUACGCCUGCCUUAGAGCAACCUUGCAUCCACAUAAAAGCUGCAUUUAAAGGCUAAAAAGGGGGACUUCCCUGGUGAUCCAGUGGUUAAGACUCCGUGCUCCCAAUGUGGGGGGGCCCGGGUUCGAUCCCUGGUCCCACAUACUGCAACUAAGCCCGUGCACCGCAACGAAGAGCCCGUGCUCCGCAACGAAGAGCCCAUGUGCCGCAAGAAAGACCCAGCGCAGCCAAAAUAAAAUUUUUAAAAGGGAUUAAAAGGUAUGUAUUUUGUAAAAAGAGCAAGGUUGAGCUAAUAUGGUUAUGGCUUGAGAAAGAUUGAAACAGGUAUGGGAACAUCUAGUUGUUAUAGCCUAACCCAGUAGGUAACAUCCAUAGGCUUGUAGAUAUGAUUGGCAGUGACAUGGGAUUAAAGAGAAACUGGUUACAGAUAAGACCAAGGGGUCUCAGCCAUCGUGAACAGACUGGAGUUUCUGGUGACAGAUCCAACAGAAAGGUUUUCCCCUUUUGCAAUGGAUUGGGAGAUGUGGGCCAGAGCAUUGCCUUUCCAAGAAAGGGGGAAAAUAAGGUAAGAAACAAGAGCAAGAAAAGGGUAUACAGGCCUGGUCUCAUCAUUUUGGGAAAGCUGUCUCCUUUGGCUGUCGUCUGCUUCAGUUCUUGGAAAUCUUCAGGGUGAGGUCACCAGUUGGUGUGCAGGUCCCAUAAGGGUUUGAGGCUUCCUUUAGAUGAGACACGUGGGUCCAGGAGUCAACUCCUUGGAGUUUGGUGGCGCAAGGAUUGGUCAGUUACGCUUGAUAAAGGCCUUUCUAGCAUGGUUGAAUAAAGUGUUUUGUGGAGAUGUCUUUUCCAAUAAAGAAAUCUCCAGGCUGCGAAGUGUGGCGUUUGACGUCUUCAUCUUUAAAAGAAUUGCUCUAUUAAAGCAUGGUUAUUUUUAGUAGAUGUAAUUAGACCUAUGCAACAUUGCAGUAUAUCUCAUUUCAUUAGUUGUAGAUGAAAGAGGCAGGAGCUAGAUGCAUGGGGUGCUCAGCAGUUAGCUCAAAGGGUGAGAGUUUAUGAGUUCCAAAAUGAGUGGACUUGAGAUUGAGAAGGACCAGAGGCAGUGCUUUUGGCCAAAGUCUUUGGAGGAUUUCCACAAAUUUUGACUAUUGAGUUGUUUUUUUUUUUUUAAAUUGGGUAUAGUUGCUUUACAGUGUUGUGUUUCUGCUGUAAAUUGAAGUGAAUCAGCUAUAUGUAUCCAUAUAUCCCGUCUUUUUUGGAUUUUCUUCCCGUUUAGUUCGCCACAGAGCAUUGAGUAGAGUUAGCUGUGCUAUACGGCAGGUUCUCAUUAGUUGUCUCUUUUACACAUAAUGGUGUGUAUAUGUCAAUCCCAAUCUCGCAAUUCAUCCCACACCCCUUUCCCCCUUGGUGUCCAUACGUUUGUUUUCUGUGUCUCUUUCUGCUUUGCAAAUAGGUUCAUCUGCACAAUUUUUCUAGAUUCCACAUACAUGCGUUAAUACACGAUACUUGUUUUUCUUCUUCUGGCUUACUUCACUCUGUAUGACAGUCUCUAGGUCCAUCCACAUCUCUACAGAUGACCCAAUUUCAUUCCUUUUCAUGGCCGAGUAAUAUUCCAUUGUAUGUACGUACCACAUCUUUAUCCAUUCGUCUGUAGAUGGGCAUUUAGGUUUCUUCCAUGACCUGGCUAUUGUAAAUAGUGCUGCACUGAACAUUGGGGUGCAUGUGUCAUUUUGAAUUAUGGUUUUCUCAGGGUAUAUGUCCUGUAGUGGAAUUGCUGGGUCAUAUGGUAGUUUUAUUUUUAUAUUUUUAAGGAACCUCCAUACUGUUCUCCACAGUGGCUUUAUCAAUUUACAUUCCCACCAACAGUUCAAGAGAGUUCCCUUUUUUCUGCACCCUGUUUAGCAUUUAUUGUUUGUAGAGUUUUUAAUGAUGGCCAUUCUGACUGCUAUGAGGUGAUACCUCAUUGUAGUUUUUUUAUUUUUUGCGGUAUGCGGGCCUCUCACUGUUGUGGCCUCUCCCGUUGCGGAGCACAGGCUCCGGACGCGCAGGCUCAGCAGCUGUGGCUCAUGGGCCUAGCUGCUGCGCAGCAUGUGGGAUCUUCCUGGACUGGAGCACGAACCCGUGCCCCCUGCAUUGGCAGGUGGACUCUCAACCACUGCGCCACCAGGGAAGCCCCAUCAUUGUAGUUUUAAUUUGCAUUUCUCCAAUAAUUAGGUUGAACAUCUUUUCAUGUACCUCUUGGCCAUCUGUAUGUCUUCUUUGCUGAAAGGCUAUUUAGGUCUUCUGCCCAUGUUUUUGAUUGGAUUUUCUUUUUUGUUAUUGAGGUGCAUGACCUGUUUGUAUAUUGUGGAGAUGAAUCCCUUGUCAGUUGCUUCAUUUGCAAAUAUUUUCUCGCAUUCUGGGGGUUGUGUUUUCGUCUUGUUUAUGGUUUGCUUUGCUGUGCAAAAGCUUUUAAGUUUAAUUAGGUUCUAUUUAUUUAUUUUUGAUUUUAUUUUCAUUACUUUAGGAGGUAGGUCAAAAAAGAUCUUGCUGUAAUUUAUGUCAAAGAGUGUUUUUCUUAUGUUUUCCUCUAAGAGUUAUGUCAGAGUGUUUUUCCUAUGUUUUCCUCUAAGAGUUUUGUAGUGUCUGGUCUUACAUUUAGAUCUUUAAUGCAUUUUGAGUUUAUGUUUGUGUAUGGUGUUAGGGAGUGUUCUAAUUUCAUUCUUUUACAUGUAGCUGUCCAGUUUUCCCAGCACCACUAACUGAAGAGACUGUCUUUUCUCCAUUGUAUAUUCUUGCCUGCUCUGUCAUAGAUUAGGUGACCCUAGGUGCAUGGGUUUAUCUCUGGGCUUUCCAUCCUGUUCCAUUGAUCUAUAUUUCUGUUUUUGUGCCAGUACCAUAUUGUGUUCAUUACUGUAGCUUUGUAGUAUAGUCUGAAGUCAGGGAGCCUGAUUUCCUCCAUUCUUCCAGCUCUAUUUUUCUUAAGAUUGCUUUGGCUAUUUGGGGUUUUUUGUGCUUCAAUACAAAUUGUAAAAUCUUUUGUUCUAAUUCUGUGAAAAAUGCCAUUGGUAAUUUGAUAGGGAUUAUGUUGAGUCUGUAGAUUGCUUUGGUAGUAUAGUCAUUUUCAUAAUAUUGAUUUUUCCAAUCUAAGAACAUGGUAUAUCUCUCCAUCUGUUUGUGUCGUCUUUUAUUUCUUUCAUCAAUAUCUUAAAGUUUUCUGCAUACAGGUCUUUUGCCUCCUUAGGUAGGUUUAUUCCUAGGUAUUUUAUUCUUUUUGUUGCAAUGGAAAAUAGGAUUGUUUCCUUAAUUUCUCUUUCUGAUCUUUCGUUAUUAGGGUAUAGGAAUGCAAGAGAUUUCUGUGCAUUAACUUUGUAUCCAGCAACUUCACCAGAUUCACUGAUUAGCUGUAGUAGUUUUCUGGUGGCAUCUUAGGAUUUUCUGUGUAUAGUAUUAUGUCAUCUGCAAACACUGACAGUUUUACUUCUUUUCCAAUUUGUGUUCCUUUUAUUUCUCUUUCUUCUCUGAUUGCCGUGGCUAGGAUUUCCAAUACUAUGUUGAAUAAUAGUGGCAAGAGUGGACACCCUUGUCUUGUUCCUGAUCUUAGAGGAAAUGCUUUCAGUUUUUCACCAUUGAGAAUGAUGUUUGCUAUGGGUUUGUCACAUAUGGCCUUUAUUAUGUUGAGGUAGGUUCCCUCUGUGCCCACUUUCUGGAGAGUUUUUAUCAUAAAUCAGUGUUGGAUUUUGUCAAAAGCUUUUUCUGCAUCUAUUGAGAUGAUCAUAUGGUUUUUAUCCUUUAAUUUAAUAUGGUGUAUCACAUGGAUUGUGUUGUGUAUACUGAAGAAUCCUUGCAACCCUGGGAUAAAUCCCACUUGAUUAUGGUGUUUGAUCUUUCUAAUGUGUUGUUGGAUUCUGUAUGCUAGUACUUUGUUAAGGAUUUUUGUGUCUAUGUUCAUCAGUGAUAUUGGUCUGUAAUUUUCUUUUUUUGUGAUAUCUCUGUCUGGUUUUGGUAUCAGGGUGAUGGUGGCCUUGUAGAACGUGUUUAGGAGUGUUCCUCCCUCUGCAAUUUUUUGGAGGAGAUUGAGAAGGAUAGAUGUUAACUCUUCUCUAAAUGUUUGAUAGAAUUCGCCUGUGAAACCAUCUGGUCCUGGAGUUUUGUUUGUUGAAAAAUUUUUUUUAUCACAGUUUGAAUUUCAUUACUUGUGAUUGGUUUGUUUAUAUUUUCGAAUUCUUCCUGGUUCAGUCUUGGAAAGUUGUACCUUUCAAAGAAUUUGUCCAUUUCUUCUGGCUUGUCCAUUUUAUUGGCAUGUAGUUGCUUGUGGUAGUCUCUCAUGACCCUUUGUAUUUCUGCAGUGUCACUUGUAAUUUCUUUUUCAUUUCUAAUUUUAUUGAUUUGAAUCCUCUACCUUUUUUUCUUGAUGAGUCUGGCUAAAGGUUUAUCACUUUUGUUUAUCUUCUCAAAGAACCAACUUUUAGUUUUAUUGAUCUUUGCUAUUGUUUUCUUCAUUUCUAUUUUAUUUAUUUCUGUUCUGAUCUUUAUGAUUUCUUUCCUUCUACUAACUUCAGGUUUUCUUUGUUCUUUUUCUAGUAGCUUUAGUUGUAAGGUUAGAUUGUUUAUUUGAGAUUUUUCUUGUUUCGAGGUAGGAUUGUAUUCCUGUAAAACUCUCUCUUAGAACCGCUUUUGCUAUGUCCCAUAGGUUUGUUUUUUUUUUGCUGCAUUGGGUCUUUGUUGCUGUGUGUGGGCUUUCUCUGGAUGUGGCGUGCGGGCUUCUCAUUGCAGUGGCCUCUCUGGUGCGGGGCACGGGCUCCAGGUGCACGGGCUUCAGUAGUUUUGGCACACGGGCUCAGUAGUUGUGGCACGCGGGCUCAGUAGUUGAGGCACGUGAGCUUAGUUGUGGCACGCAAGUUCUAGAGUGCAGGCUCAGUAGCUGUGGUGCACAGGCUUUUGCUCCGAAGCAUGUGGGAUCUUCCUGGGCCAGGGCUCGAACUCAUGUCCCCUGAAUUGGCAGGCGGUUUCUUAAUCACUGCGCCACCAGGGAAGCCCAUGCGUCCCAUAGGUUUUGGAUUGUCAUGUUUUCAUUGUCAUUUGUUUGUAGGUAUUUUAAAAUUUUUUCUUUGAUUUUUUUUCAGUGAUCUCUUGGUUAUUCAGCAAUGUACUGUUUAGCCUCCAUGUGUUUCUGUUUUUUACAGUUUUUUUUCUGUAAUUGGUUUCUAAUCUCGUAGCAUUGUGGUCAGAAAGGCGGCUUGAUACAAUCUCAAUUUUCUAAAAUUUUCCAAGGCUUGAUUUGUGACCCAAGAUGUGAGCUAUUCUAGAGAGCAUUCCAUGUGCACUUGAGAAGAAUGUGUAUUCUUCUGCUUUGAGGUGGAAUGUCCUGUAAAUAUCAAUUAAGUGUGUCUGGUCUAUUGUGUCAUUUAAAGCUUGUGUUUCCUUAUUUAUUUUCUGUCUGCAUGAUCUGUCUAUUGGUGUAAGUGGGCUGUUAAAGUCUCCCACUAUUAUUGUGUUACUGUUGAUUUCCCCUUUUAUGGCUGUUAGCAUUUGUCUUAUGUAUUGAGGUGCUCCUAUGUUGGGUGCAUAAAUAUUUAUAAUUGUUAUGUUUCCUUCUUGGAUUGAUCCCUUGAUCAUUAUGUAGUGUCCUUUCUUUUCUCCUGUAACAGUCUUUAUUUUAAAGUCUAUUUUGUCUGAUAUGAGUAUUGCUACUCCAGCUUUCUUCUGAUUUCCAUUUACAUGGAAUGUCUUUUUUCAUCCCCUCAUUUUCAGUCUGUAUGUGUCCCUAGGUCUCAAGUGGGCCUCUUGUAGACAGCAUAUAUACGGGUCUUGUUUUUGUAUCCAUUCAGCCAGUCUGUGUCUUUUGGUUGGAGCAUUUAAUCCAUUUACAUUCAAGGUGAUUUUCGAUAUGUAUGUUCCUGUUACCAUUUUCUUAAUUGAUUUGGGUUUGUUUUUGUGGGUUUUUUCUUCUCUUGUUUCCCGCUUAGAGAAGUUCCUUCAGCAUUUUUUGUAAUGCUCUUUGGUCGUGCUGAAUUCUCUUAGCUUUUGCUUGUCUGUAAAGCUUUUGAUUUCCCUGUCAAAUCUGAAUGAGAUUCUUGCUGCAUAGAGUAAUCUUGGUUAUAGGUUUUUCCCUGUCAUCAUUUUAAAUGUAUCCUGCCACUCCCUUCUGGCCUGAAGAGCUUCUGCUGAAAAAUCAGCUGAUAACCUUAUGGGGUUUCCCUCAUAUGUUGUUUUUUGCUUUUCCCUUGCUGCUUUUAAUAUUUUUUCUUUGAAUUUAACUUUUGUUAUUUUGAUUAAUAUGUGUCUUGGCAUGUUUCUCCUUGGGUUUAUCCUGUAUGGGACUCUCUGUGCUUCCUGAACUUGGGUGGCUAUUUCCUUUCCCAUGUUAGGGAAGUUUUCGACUCUGAUCUCUUCAAAUAUUUUUUCAGACCCUUUCUCUUUCUCUUCUUCUGGGACCCCUAUAAUUUGAAUGUUGGUGCUUUAAUAUUGUCCCAAAGGUCUCUGAGACUGUCCUUGAUUCUUUUCAUUCUUUUUUCUCUUCUUUUUUUUUUUAAGAUGUUGGGCAUAGGAGUUUAUUAAUUAAUUAAUUUAUUUUUGCUGUGUUGAGUCUUCGUUUCUGUGCGAGGGCUUUCUCUAGUUGUGGCAAGCGGGGGCCACUCUUCAUCGCGGUGUGCGGGCCUCUCACUAUCGUGGCCUCUCUUGUUGCAGAGCACAGGCUCCAGACGUGCAGGCUCAGUAGUUGUGGCUCACGGGCCUAGUUGCUCCGCGGCAUGUGGGAUCCUCCCAGACCAGGGCUCGAACCCACGUCCCCUGCGUUAGCAGGCAGAUUCUCAACCACUGCGCCACCAGGGAAGCCCCAUUCUUUUUUUUUUAUUCCGCUCCUUGGCAGUUAUUUCCAGCAUUCUAUUUUCCAGCUCACUUAUUCGUUCUUCUGUCUCAGUUAUUCUACUAUUGAUUCCUUCUAGUGUAUUUUUCAUUUCAGUUAUUUGUUGUUCAUCACUGUUUGUUCUUUAGUUCUUGUAGGUCUGUGUUAAACAUUUCUUGUAUUUUCCUGAUCCAUACCUCCAUUCUACUUCUGAGAUUUUGGAUCAUAUUUACUAUCAUUUCUCUGAAUUCUGAGGUAGAUUGCCUAUUUCCUCUUCAUUUUUUUUGUUUUGUAGGUUUUUACCUUGCUUCUUCAUCUGUAACAUAUUUUUUUGUCAUCUCAUUUUUUUUGAUGGGUGGGGCUGUGUUCUUGUCUUGCUGGUUGUUUGGCCUGAGGUGUCCAGCACUGGAGUUUGCAUGCAGUUUGGUGGAGCCGGGUCUUGGUGCUGAGAUGAUGACCUCCAGGAGAGCUCACACUGAUUAAUAGUCUCUGGGGCCUAAGGUUCUCUGUUAGUCUAGUGUCUUGGACUCAGUGCUCCCACCACAGGGACUCAGGCCCGACCCCCAGUCUGGUUGUGCAGUGAUUCCUCCCAUCCCCUUAGGUGUCCAGGGUCCCCCACUAGCACCCAGUAGGUGCUCUGUAAGGAUUACUGCAGUGCAUUCUUUUUUAAAAUUAAUUAUUUAUUUAAUUUAUUUAUGGCUGCAUUGGGUCCUCAUUGCUGCACACAGGCUUUGUUUUAGUUGCUGCGAGCGGGAGCUACUCUUAGUUGCGGUGCAUAGGCUUCUUAUUGCAGUGGUUUCUCCUGUUGCACAGCACGGGCUCUAGGCGCACGGGCUUCAGUAGUUGUGGCUCAUGGGCUCUAGAGCCCAGGCUCAGUAGUUGUGGCGCAUGGGCUUAGUUGCUCUGCGGCAUGUGGGAUCUUCCCAGAUCAGGGCUCAAACCCAUGUCCCCUGCAUUGGCAGGAGGAUUCUUAACCACCCUGCCACCAGGGAAGCCCCUCGAUGCAUUCUUGUACUAGUGAGGAGAUACGAACUCCAUGUCCUCCUACUCUGCCAUCUUGACUCUGCCGCCCCCCCCAUUAAGUUUUUUUUUUUAACUCUAGUUUUUGUGUUUUUUUUUAAAAAAUUAAUUUACUUAUUUAUUUUUGGCUGUGUUGGAUCUUCAUUGCUGCAGAUGGGCCAUCUGUAGUUGCGGUGAGCGGGGGCUACUCUUUGUUGCCAUGCACGGGCUUCUCAUCGCAGUGGCUUCUCUUGUUGAGAAGCACAGGCUCUAGGCAUGCUGACUUCAGUAGUUGUGGCAUGUGGGCUCAGUAGUUGUUGCUCACGGGCUCUAGAGCGCAGGCUCAGUAGUUGUGACACGUGGGCUCAGUUGCUCCUCAGCAUGGAGGAGCAAACCCGUUUCCCCUGCAUUAGCAGGCAUAUUCUUAAUCACUGGACAAACCCAUGUCCCCUGCAUUGGCAGGCGUAUUCUUUUUUUUUUUUUUUUUUAAAGGGAACCCUCUGACACUGUUGUUGGGAAUGUAAAUUGGUGCGGCCACUAUGAAUUUAUUUAUUUAUUUAUUUAUUUAUUUAUGGCUGUGUUGGGUCUUCGUUUCUGUGCGAGGGCUUUCUCUAGUUGUGGCAAGCAGGGGCCACUCUUCAUCACGGUGCGCAGGCCUCUCACUGUCGUGGCCUCUUGUUGUGGAGCACAGGCUCCGGACGCACAGGCUCAGUAGUUGUGGCUCACGGGCCCAGUUGCUCCGCGGCAUGUGGGAUCUUCCCAGACCAGGGCUCGAACCCGUAUCGCCUGCAUUGGCAGGCAGAUUCUCAACCACUGCACCACCAGGGAAGCCCUGGCAGUCGUAUUCUUAACCACUGCACCACCUGGGAAGUCCCCCCCACUGAGUUUUGAUGACACUUAGUUCAUUUGAUUAGUCCUGAAGCCUGGUGAUGAUGUGUACAGUGAAAGUACUGAAGAUUUGGCCAAACAACACAUACUUGCUGUAAUAUUUGACCAGUAAAACAGGUCCCUUGGUUGCUGUGGAGCUCAAGAGGGGUUCAUCAGGUAGGGAUAUUUUUUCCCAGUAAGUUUUAGCUACUGAAGAGGCAAUAGUUUGUCUACAUGGGAAAGCUUCAGUCCAGUGGGAAAGCAUACAAAUCAUUACCAAGACAUAUUUGUAUCCAUGGGGUGAGGAUAGCUGCAUAAAGUCCAUUUUCCCACUCUAAUGGCAAUUUAAAGUGUUUGGGGGCAGUGCGGACAGGUUUCCCCGGAUUAUAUGUUGAACAGGUGGGGCUUCUGUAGGGGGUACAGAGAUAAUUAGAGGGGAUCCCAUGAUUAUUUUUUUGGUGGCCUUAACUAAAAGGACAGUAGCAGGAAUGACUCUAAGGCAAAAGGGGUAUCCUCGUGCCCAGGGUCUAGCUGCCAACUCUAGUACCCUAUGGGGUGAUGGUGAUCCCCAUGCUUUUGGGUAAGUAAGUGCUACUCUCCUUCUCUUGUAUGAAGAGGAAAAAGGGAGGUUGAUCAGCAGUAGGGAGAUUUAUCAAGCUUUCCUGUAAUGUAUUAAAAGCUAGAUCAUUUGAUUCGUCCAGUUGGCUGUUUUGGUUGCUGCUAUCAAGUUCUAGAUUUAUUGUCUCCUUUUGGCAGAAAUGCCAGCAUGACAUUUUUUCUAAGGAAUCUUGGCCCAAUAAAUGAACAGGGAUAGAGGAACUAAAGAGAAAAGCGUAGCUAUCUCUUAGCCUAAACCAAAGGAGAUAGGUUAACAGACAGAAACCUGGGGAGGUUUAUUUUGAGACACCCCCCCCCCCCCACUGAACCAUUUUAAUCUUCUGAGUCAGGGGCUCUUGAGUAACAGGUUGAGCCCCAAGACUGUAGCUCUGGUGUCAGUGAGGAUGGAGGGACUCAUUCCCAAGCUGGAGAGUGGUUUCUCUAAGUUGAUUGAGGGGAGGGAUUGGGGGAAAACCCUGUAAUUCCCUGGGAAUUGGGGAAGCUGGUGAGAGGAUUGAGGGUGCCUGGUGCACUUAAGCUUGUGACAGUCUUUCCUUCAAUGUCCUGGCUUUUUGCAUUAAUGGCAAAGACCAGGAGGGUUUGUGUUUCAUUUAGGGGUCUCUACUUGGUGGAGUUGAAAAUUGAGGAUUUUAGUGGUCGGUCUUUUAGUUGAAUCAUCUGUGGUGCCGGUGAGCUGAUUUGCUGAAUUAAAUAAAUCUGGGGUGGAAAUAAUUUCCCAUUCCAUCCUGGUCCUUUUAACUAGAAGAGAAAGAUCCCUAUUCAACCCAUUAAUGAACAUAGAGUUAAAGGCUACCCCAGGGGCCAGCAAAAUUGAGUUUGUUUGGGAAUAACAGAGAAAUUACAAUUUGGGACAUGCAAACUAUGGUAAACUUACAGACAUGUCUGGAGAAGGAAGGUCAGGAGUGUUCUUUUUACAGCGGAAUGGAGGAAGUUGGGAGGGGCUGUUUUGAAUGAAAGUUCAUUGGAGGAGAAUGAGAAUUCAGGGUUGUGGUGGCUUCUCAUUGGCUGAGUUGCAGUGGUUUCUCAUUGGCUGGGCUGUUGUUGGCGAGGAAGAAGUCUUUCUUCCUGCUGAGGAAUGUAGAGUAAGCUGGUAUGUGCUUGAGAGCUCUCCCUUCAGGGCUUCCAGUCUUCAUUUUGCAUGAGGUUUUUCUUUUAUUUGUUUUCACAAGUUCUAAGAUUAUUUCAGGCUGGAGUCCUUAGGUGUCUCUCCCUAUAGAGUGGUUCUGAUAACUUACAGCUUUGCUAAAUCUACCUGUAGCUCUUCUGGGGCUUUUCCCCAUUGAUAUUCAAGAUGUUUAUGGGUUUGUUUUUUUGUAAAGUGCGACCAAGGAGAGCAUUCCUUUUUAAAUUAAUCAUUAAUGGAUACAUACUCCCCAGUUUUUUUCUGCUUUGAAGAAUCUUCUUCAUUUUCUCUCUUGAUCUGCCAACAUGUUCAGAACCUUCCUUUAGCUCUUUGAGCAUAUUUGACAGUUAUUUUAAAGUCUUUGUCUAGUAGGUCUGAGUUCCUCAGGUAUAUCUCCUGUUUCUCUGUACGCCUUGUGAUAUUUUUUUGUUGAAAACUGGACAUGUGAAUCUUAUAUAGUCAUCCCCCCUUAUGUGCAGGGGAUACGUUCCAAGACCCCCAGUGGAUGACUGAACCUGCAGAUAGUACUGAACUCUUAUAUAUACUAUGUUUUUUCCUUUACAUACACACCUGUGAUAAAGUUUAAUUUAUAAAUUAGUCCCAAUAAAAUAUUAACAGUAAUAAUAAAGUGGAGGGCUUCCCUGGUGGCGCAGUGGUUGAGAGUCCGCCUGCCGAUGCAGGGGACACGGGUUUGUGCCCUGGUCCAGGAAGAUCCCACAUGCCGCAGAGCGGCUGGGCCCGUGAGCCAUGGCCGCUGAGCCUGCGCGUCCAGAACCUGUGCUCCGCAACGGGAGAGGCCACAACAGUGAGAGGCCCGCGUACUGCAAAAUAAUAAUAAUAAUAAUAAAGUGGAAUUAUAAUAAUAUUGUGUAAUAAACAUGUGAAUGUGGUUUCUCUCACAAAAUAUCUUAUUCUACUGUGCCCAUUCUUAUGAUGAUGAUGUGAGAUGAUAAAAUGCCUAUGUAAUGAAAUGAAAUGAGGUGAAUGACAGGCAUUCACCUAGCAUAUGACAUAGCAUUAGGCUACUAUUGACCUUCUGACACUGUGUCAGAAGAAGGAUCAUCUGCUUUGGGUGAUCCUGGAUCACUGAACAUGAUGUUGAUGGAUAGAUGUUGAGAGCAGAAGAUGUUUUUGGUUGGGAAUACCGGGCAGGUUGGAGCGGGAUGGUGUCAGAGUUUAUCACACUAUUCAGAAUGGUGUGCAAUUUAAAAGUUAUGAAUUGCUUAUUUCUGGGAUUUUCCAUUUAAUGUUUUCGGGCUGCAGUUGACAGCUGUUAACAAACUGUGCAGAGCCAGACCAUGGAUAAGGCAGGGGACUACUGUAGUGUGGUAGCUCUGGAAAUCAGAUUCUCCUCAGAUUUUUUUUUUAUUGUUUGUUGUCGUCUCUCUGCCAGUGAUCAGUCUGUGGUGAAUGCUUAGACUUUUCUCAGGUCCUUUCUGAGCCUGUCUUUCCCUGGGCAGAGGCAGAGGCUUUCUAAAUUCUCCCACACAUGUGGGGAUGGUUCAGGUGCGAGCAAUGGGGAGCGAUGGGGAACGAUAGAUGAAGCUUCACUGCUCACUCGCCGCUCACCUCCUGCUGUGCGGCCCGGUUCCUAAAAGGCCGUGGACCGGUACCGGUGUGUGGCCCAGGGGUUGGGGACCCCUGCUUUAAAUCCCCUGGGAGCCACUUUAGCCAGUGGGGGUAGUUGGAAGAAUGGUCAUUCACCUCUGUGUCUGCUCUUCCUUCUUGAUCAGAAGCAACCAUCCACAGUCAGGACCUGGGACCCUGGUAUUUGGAGGAAAAGGUCUUUAUUGCCCACCUUGGCUCCAGCAAGUCAAACUAGAAAUGUUUGGGCUGGCUGAUGGGGAAUGGGUAGCUGCUACUCUGCUAAAGGCUAAAAUCCACCACUGUUCGCUGCAGUUUACCACUUAAGAUUUCCCCUGGACACUACAAGCCUUAAAAUAGACUCCUGUGUUCCAAAUAAUCACUUUAGGUACUUUCUGCCAGUACAGUUGUUGUCUAGGUGGAGAGAUGGCUUCCUGGCGCCUCCUACUGCUCCAUCUUCCCUGACAUCAGUCCUUCCAUGUCUUUGAUUUUUAUCCUUCUUUUUGGAAGCUGUUGUCAACUUUUAUCUUCCAGCUCUGCUACUAAAUGUUUUAUUUUUGUUGUCAUAUUUAUACUUCCAAGUGCAUUUUCUGAUUCUCUGCUUACUCCUUUUUUAAAAAAAUCAUAUUCUGUUUGUGUCAUGGGUGAAAUACUCAUUUCUCUGAGGAUGCUAAUAUGGUAUCCUUUAGUGUUACCGCUCCCUUCAUUAUCUUUCCUCUGAGUUGUUUUUACUUGUUUUCUCUCUUUCUCCUUGGAGGCUUUCCUCAAACUUCUGGUGAUCUUUGACUACUCACAUUUAAGAAGAGGGCUCUAAAACACCACUUGGAAGGUGUUUCAGUUACUGUGGCACUGUCCAUUAGGAAUAGAAUGUGAGCCACAUAAUAAUUUCAGAUUUUCUAGUAGCCACUCUAAAAAGGUAAGAGGAGACAGGUGAAUAAUAUAAUUUGUUUUACCCAGUAUAUCCAUAAUAUUAUAUCAACAUAUAAUCAGUAUAAAAAAUUAUUGGUGAGGUAUUUUAUAUUAUUUUUUUGCACUGUCUCCAAAACCCAUGUGUAUUUUACAGUUGCAGCACAUCUUAGUUCAUACACUAAAUUUUUAUUUGAAAUACUUGAGCCAUAUUGAGAUUAAUAAAACUUAGUUGAAAAGUAGAUUUACAUAGUUCUUCCAAAUGCACUUUGUUGUUAGUCUACAUAUACCUAAAUUUUUCAAGUAUCAGAAAAUUAUUUUCCUUCGAUAUUUGCAUCCACAUUUACAAAGUUGUUCAUCUUUUUAUCGGAAGAAUUGAUUUGAUUUUGAAACAAAAGCAUAUAGUUUCAAAGCAAUAUCUGUUUAAAUAAAUUCAACUCUUCUGUCAACUCUGUUACUACCAUUAAAUUCAAUGAUGUAUUGCAUAAAUGGAAACAAAACUAAAUUUAUCAGUAUCAACCAUUCUUCACAUUUUUCUUGUAUUUUGCAGCCAAUUUAUACAAUGCUAUUGAUUACAUUGACAAUUUGCAUGUUGACUCAUGUUAGAAAAAUGUGUAAAGUCAUUAUUUUUUGUUUAUAUUAUGAAAUGUUUCAAUUUUAACUAAUUUUUCUCACCUGAGUAGGUCACAAGUUUUUCCCACUCUAAGAAGCUUCAAAUGUAGCUCACUCAUAUUCAGUGUGAUACUGCCACUUUUUGUCUUUGAUUUUCGAAUACUUAGCAGUCAUUCCUUCAUUUCAAGAAAAUCUUGAAUUGGAAUUCCCAGUACAGGAAAUCUUUGUAAAAUUCUUUUAUGAUUCAACCAAGGAGUAUCAGUAAAGAACACAAGAUCAUUAAAAACGUUAUUUUCAACAGUUUCAUAAACUAGCAGUGAUUAUAUCAUUUGCACACAUGUACGGAAGAAUUUUAACAUCUGUAUUCAUGUCUGUCUUCUUGGAGUCUGCUUCAGAAAAUUGAACAGAUAUUUUCAAUAGUUACCAUAUAGUGGAACAAAGCAAUGAGGGAAAUACCAUUCUCUUGCUUUAAAAUUCCAGUAUAUUUGUCUUUGGACCUAACACAGCUUCAGUCUUAUCUUUGUGAUAGAAACGAAUUUUUUUCUCUAGCUGAAAUUUCUUCUUUAUCAGGUGGAAAAUUGUCAAAAAUAUCUGUCAUGAGUUUGAGUUUUUAGACAAUGAAUUGACAUUUCUUUAUAAAUUUUGAUGUUCUUUGAGACAGAAUGUACUCAAAGUUUUCAGUUGGCAGUGUCUUAUAUUACACACCUAAAGCUAAGUACUUGAAAUUUUUCUAAUUUUGAACCAAUUGAUCUUUGAUAUUACAAGAAAUUUCUUGUCUUCUGUGAGCAAAAUUAGAAGGUUAAUUAAAAUUUUCAAUUUUUAUGUGUCUUUUAAAGUCUUCCUCAUAAUUUUCUAACUAGAUUAUCAUAAUUAAAAUGGUCAUUUCUUUUAUCAUCUCUCCAUCGAAGAUUCUUGUGUGUGUGUGUGUGUGUGUGUGUGUGUAUGUGUGUGUGCGUGUGUGCACACAUGCAAGAAUUCAAACCAUUUUAUAGCUGGCCAAGUAUAAGCUUGAAAUCCUGCUAAAAAUUAUUUAAAAAAUUGUUUAAAUUUUUUGUUGGAAAUGUAAUUCUCAUUUCAUAGGACUUAUUUCGUGGAUUCUUUUUUGACUAUUGGGAGAAUACUUAUCACUAAACUGUUGCUGAAAAAAUGAAAUAACUAUUAGCUGCUGUCUUAAAUAUUGUCUACUGUAUUGAACACUUGUGUACAACAAACAGCCUUCUCAUUUUCCUGUGCCUGCAGUGAGUUGCAUUUGCUACUCAUCAUCGAAUGUGCACUGUACCCUCUUGCACUCUUUUUCUUUGCUGUACUCGUUGUGGUACUAGCUUCUGUAUUGCACUGAAUUCUGCCUCAUUAAUAUGCCUUCAUUAAAAAUCUAAAUAUUUUUCCAUAUUUUUAAUCUAGAUAAUUUUAUUAUAUUACAGUUAAAAUAAUAAGUAUCUCAAAUUAUGAUUAUGGUUUACAUAUAGGUGUCACUGUAAUUUGUGCUGUCUGCAUAGGUGUUCUUUAACUUGUACUAUCUACAUAAAAUAUCCAAGUAGACACAUUGUGAUGUUACUUCAGUGCAUAGAAAAAAAUCAUCUGAACUGAAUCAGUCUGUUGAUACUGACUAGAUUGGUGAAGUGUUUAUCUGUAAUACUAGAAGUCAUGCACGUUCCUGUACAAGCAUUACAAUACAACAGCAACGUCCUGUGCCGUGCAACAGUUAAAGUGAAUUGUAGUUCUACCAAAACAAUAAAGUUGUGUUUAAUGGAAAAA